Nicotiana attenuata is the source of this 729-nucleotide messenger RNA. RefSeq lists its product as uncharacterized. The record is from RefSeq and is a predicted model, not a curated record. Bases 1 to 729 code for a protein of 242 amino acids. The transcript is spliced from 3 exons. Lineage: Eukaryota; Viridiplantae; Streptophyta; Magnoliopsida; Solanales; Solanaceae.
AUGGAUAUAGUUGAAGAGGAAGUAGUAGAAAAUCCUGAGAAUUGUGCCAUAUCCCUGCAAGCUCUCAAUGGGACUUUAGGCUUCAAAACCUUGAGAUUGAGAGGCUUUACUGAACAGAAGCCACUCGAAAUGCUUAUUGACUGCGGGUCUCACAUAACUUUAUGGAUGAGGAAGCAGCAAAAAGACCAAACCGGCAAGAGUGAUAUAGUUUUGGGAAUACAAUGGCUGUGUCCUCUAGAAGAUAUCAAAUUCAACUUCAGAAAGUUGAUGAUGGAGUUUGAAUACCAAGGAAAGGUGCUUACACUGCAAGGCAUUCAACCUAAGUUCAAGACUUUGCAAGCCAAGUCCCUUGAGUCAAUGACACUGAUGGACUCUCAGUUCUUUAUGGUCAAAGUUAAAGACAAAGAACAGGAAAUAGUCUCUACGGAGGAAGGAGAACCUGCUGAAGUUCAAGGGCGUCAAUUGUUGGCUAAAGGGAGCAAAUGGGUCUUUGCUGCAAAAAGGAUAGAGUACCUGGGGUAUUAUAUCCCAGCUGAAGGUGUUUCAACUGAUCCACAUAAGAUUGAAGCAGUGAAAUCUUGGCCUAAACCUGGUUAUGUGAAACAACUGAAGGGGUUUCUUGGAAUGGCUGACUACUACAAGAGAUUUAUAAAAGGACAUGGAGUAAUCAGCAAGCCUCUUACAGAUUUCUUGAAGAAGGAUAAUUUCAAUUGGAAUGAAAAGACAUGA